CUAUAAAUACUCAGCUUCCCUCCACCUAACAUUUCCCAGUUUUCACAAAUUUCACACUACAUUCUAGAGAGAGAAAGUAAGGGAGAGAGGAAUUUUUCUGGGUUUCUUUUUUGCAGAUUCUUCGACUGGGUUUUUUCUAGGUCAACCACUCUUCAGAAUCAGAGUUUCAAUGGAGGCACACAGAGCAGCAAUGAUGUCCGGUUCCUCAAAUGUUGUCUUUAUGUCAAGUAUUCUGGGUCAGGAUGGGACAAACCCGGGUCACAAGUGUGAUUGGAAAUGUCAAAACGAGCACGUCUGUGGAAAUAUGUUCCGAUGCAGGCUUACCGGACAGACCCAUAUUUGUGACAAAAACUGUAACCAGCGAAUUCUGUACGGUAAUCACAACUCACUGUGCAGAGUCAGUGGACAGAUUUUCCCACUUACACCUACGGAGCAGCAAGCAGCUAGAGGUGUUCGUAGGAAGUUUGAAGCCGAGGCUUCCUCUUCCGAGACCUGUUCUUUCAAGCGUCGCCGUGAUUCAAAUUUACAUCCUUCGCCUUUCGAGAGAUCAUUUUCUGCUGUCAGCCCUAUCUGCAGUCAAGUUGGAGAUGGCAUGGACUUGAACUAGAUAACUCAAUAAGCAACUAUGAGCCUUUUUCUUCUUUUUUUCUAACUUUUUUUCCUCCAGUGCUUUAACUUUUACAUUUUGGUGAACUAUGUGAGAAUCGUAAUUGCGGAACCCAGUGCGCCCCUUAUGAGUGGCAGAAAACUUUAUUCUCAAUUUAGUGGUUAUGUAGAAACCUUAAAGACUUUCAUCUAUUUUGGUGUUCUUAUGAUGUCAUGUUACAUGUUGCUCUGAAUAUUAUUAGUCACAGUGUCUCUUUGGUAUCAGAUAUAUCUUGUUGCAGCUUCUAUUGUGAUCCAGAGAUUCCAGACUUUCUUUUCUCUUGCCUAUUUGUUCAAUUCUACUGUUGUAUUAACGCUAUAUCUUCUAGUUGCGGCUUGUAGAAUACUCUCUUCUUUGAUUCAGUAGUGAGUUGUAAUUGGACUGAGUAUCGAGUAUCUUCUAUCUUCUGGUUGCAGCUUGUAAACCCUUUCUUCUAUAGUUUAGUUAUAAGUUGGUAACCAGACUGAGUAUAACGUAAGAAAGAGUGGUUUUGAUCCUUCCUACUUCAGUAUAUCUUCUUGCUCAUUCAGUUUUGACAUGUGUGUUCUUCUUGGUCCUAUUUUGCAGGUUACAAACUUUUUCUAGUCAGGGAGUUCUAAUUUGCUUAUUGCAGUAUUACUGAAUGAUUUCUUCUUUGAGUAGAAUUUCAACACAAGGUUUUUACUAAUAUAUUUCCUUCCUUAUCCUCGCAGGAAUGCUGAGAUAUAUUUCCUUCCUAUUUACGGUGUUCUAUGAAGGUGUCUUAACCAACAUCCAAUAAACUGGAUAAUAUGCAAGUGGCAGUUUACCUCUGCUUUCAGAGUUGAAUCAAGAAGAUGAGUUUUGACCCACAUUCUGGAGUUAUUUAGAUUUGUUCUCUCGUUUCUGGUAUGUUCUAAACUUGGUGAGGAUCUCCUUCUGUACGAAUUCUAAUUUCUGAACCGGGAUGGCGGGAUCACUUUCUAUCAGACUCCGUAACACAUUUCACCAGGGCAACUCCCAAACUUGAUGCUGAUGUGUCAUGAAUCAGCCUUUGUACUGCCUACCCCUGGAACUCCAGUGACUUGGCUCAGUCAUCUUAUCCUUUUCCAUGGUUGCUGCGAUGCCUUGUGAUGCAUCCAUGUGCGAUUCUUUCACUUGGCCUAUGCACCAAACCACAAACCAUUACUCUAUUUUUAUCCCUGAGGUCUUUUAUCAGGGAAGAGCAACCUGAAAGUGUGAACUUUUAUAGUUUGUACAAUAUUUUUUUUAGUUAAAUUGUCCUGAGAUUAUUAGGGUAUUAUUAGUUUUAAUCGAAUCUUUGAAACAUAUGUGAUCUUAUAAUAUGCAAUGUAUUGAUUUUAAUA
This is a messenger RNA of Spinacia oleracea (spinach), 1971 nucleotides long. RefSeq lists its product as uncharacterized. The record is from RefSeq and is a predicted model, not a curated record. The transcript is spliced from 2 exons. Bases 170 to 607 code for a protein of 145 amino acids. Lineage: Eukaryota; Viridiplantae; Streptophyta; Magnoliopsida; Caryophyllales; Amaranthaceae.